AGAAGGUAGUUGUUGGAAUUGUGACACCCAGCCUCACAGAUUCUCAGCUUUUGCCAUUUGCGAUUGUGACAUCUCACCGUGCGUAUAUUGCUGCACAGGAAGGUGGUGUGUAGGGGGUUGCAAGUGGCGAGCAGUGAGAUAAUGCUUUGUUCCAGUAAGAGAAAGGUAACCUGAAUUUGGAGGCUGAUCUGGAGUAAACCAUUUUAUUAUACUACAGUGCAACAAAAUACUUUGUCACCACGUUACUUGUAACAUCCAUCUUGGAUGAAUUGGCGGGGCUGGAAUUCCAACUGCUUAUUCACAAUAAAGGAUCCCUAAUGUGCUGAGCAGAACACUUCUUAUAUUGGACAAUAUUUGAGAGUCCAGCUGCUCUCACUUUAAACGUCAUUGUUCUCUUCUGGGCUUUAUCAGCUGGCAAAGUUUUUCUGUUCUUAAGACAUUUGUGAAGCGAAAAGCUCACUUAGAGUUCCGCUUUCUCCCUUUUCCAGAACUUCACUAAGGAGAUUUCCAGGCAUCCGUCACUGUUCAGGCCAUGCUAUGACAGUCAAAGAAAAGAAUCAGAAGAAUAUUGACUGUUGCUGUUUCAAGAUGACCUCUGAAGAAAUAGCUGCUUCUGUGUUUGCGACCAUAGGGCCAGGAAAGAUGAUAUCAGCCCAGUCAGCUGAAGAUGAAAAUAGGCUGAGUAGUUCAGGCUGUGAUAAAAUAAGACAUGUUGUCGAUGAAGGAAUACUGGAUGUGGAUCCAAUGUCAAUCAUUCAGGGUCCUCCAGAGGCUCCUUUAGAGUUGCAGGGUAUGCUGCCAGUGAUGUCUAUAGCACAACUGACUGCAAAAUACAAUGCUAAAAGUGCAAGAGAAUUCGAGGAUAGCGAAAUGGGGUCUUCAAGCUCAAAAGUGGGACAUGACAAUGUAAACAACUGCAAGUCUAGCCAGGGAAAUUGUAACUCCAGCCUGUUUUCGGAUCAAUCACCAGAGAAACUUAAUAAAUCAUGGCAUUUGCAAACCGAUGAAGACAUGCACUGGAAGCCCAAGAGUUUCCCCUCUUGCUUGGGAGGAGGGAUCAAGGGAAAGGAUAAAGAUUCAACAGAGGAAAGGUCUUCAAUAGAGCUGCCAUCAUUAUACAACCAAAAGGGAAUGGAAGACAAUUAUCCACACGGUGCUUUGGAGAUAAAACACCAUGUCAGCUGUGAGAAUGAAAGGUACCAUGCAUUUUGUCCUGGCCAAUGUUCACUGGGGACUUCAAUUUGCAAUGUAGAACAUAACUAUCGAUCCCCACCCUUUAGUUGUACAUCAAAAGCGCUAUUACAAUUUCGAAAGGACUACGUUGCUCAAAGAGUGCACAACAAUAAUGAUGGCUGCCCAGGUUUGCAUGCCACACAGGUUGGAUUAGGCAGACUGCAGAGAAAGCUAAAGGAGAAAACCUUAACUGAUAGGUCUGAGGGAGGUCAUUCGAUGAACCGAUUUUCCAUGAAACCUUCCGUUAGCUAUCCUGAAGAUUUAGGCAAUGGCUUUGAAGAAGGGACGGGUGAUGAGUUUGAACGAAACAAAAAGGAGCGCUCUACCUUGCUGUUUAGAAGAUACAAUAAGAAUAACCGAGAGGUGAAGAAAUCAGUUUAUACUGGAUCCAGGGCAUGGACAAGAAGAUUACCAUCGGGCUAUAUAGGUGCAAAGGCCAGGAAGGCCAUCAGCCAAAAGAAGAACAUUCAUCUUGAUGCCAAACUUCCUAGUGUUCCUGAUGAGAAGCUGAUGAUAUGUCAAGCUAUGUUGCUGGGAGAUGACUGGGUUCAUUCCUGGACCAAUUCCAGCAGGUGUGAGGUCCAUAAUGUACUGAGAGGAGCGGGGACAGCAGAAUCACUCGAUUACCUCCUACAUCCAUCGAGAAAGAUCUUGGCUUCAGCAGUUGUCUACAGAAGCUGUGGAGGUGGGACUUGCAUUAAACUGUGUGUCCAUGACGCUGUGCCUGAGCUCCGUGCCACCCUGCACAGGACUGCUGUCUCUGACCACGUGGCUGGCGCUCUGCUAGAAGCAACCACAGCCACCGGGGCAAGGAGCGCGCUUCCCAGUCCGUUAGGGGCACCCCCUGGAAGAGCGAUGCUUAAAGAGCGCCAACUCUGCAUAACCAUGGCUGGCUCAAGCACCCUGCCAUCCAAUGUAACUGGCAUCAGCAAGGAGCUGGCAGACCUGCGACACCUGAUCCAAUUCCCUGAAGAGAUUGCCAGUAUUCUGACCGAGCAAGAGCAGGAACUCUAUCGCAAGGUCCUACCACUUGACUACCUCUGUUUUCUGACCAGGGAUUUGGCAAACCCAAGUUGUUCCAGCAGGUCCCCCCCCCUCAAAACCUCCUCAUCGGCACCUGUACUCAGCAACAAAAAUGCGGAACACAACGCAGUUGAAGAUCUGGUGGCAAGAUUCAACGAGGUGAGCUCCUGGGUGACAUGGUUGAUCCUGACUGCCGGCUCCAUGGAGGAGAAGAGGGAAGUGUUCUCUUUCUUGGUUCAUGUGGCCAAGUGUUGCUGGAACAUGGGUAAUUACAAUGCAGUGAUGGAAUUCCUGGCAGGCCUCAGGUCCAGGAAGGUUCUGAAGAUGUGGCAAUUUAUGGACCAAUCUGAUAUUGAAACUAUGAGAAGCCUGAAAGAUGCUAUGGCACAGCACGAAUCAUCGUCCGAAUAUCGGAAAGUCGUAAGCCGUGCUCUGAACAUCCCUGGCUGUAAAGUGGUCCCCUUCUGUGGAGUGUUCCUGAAGGAGUUGUGUGAUGCCCUGGAUGGCGCUGCCACUUUGAUGAAAUUUCACUCACGCUGUGAUUCUCAGGAAGACACCAUUGAGUUUGUUGCAGACUAUAAUGGCCAGGACCAUUUCUUUCAACGGCUUGGAAAAGAUGGACUCAACAACACUGAGAAAGAAUCCACAGUAAACAACAUUCUCCAGACUAUUCGAAGCUGUAACAGAAGCCUGGAGUGCGACGAAGGAGAAGAAGGUACCAGUGAUAGUUGCACUACACGGAAGAACUCUUUCAAAGACAGAGGCAAAUAUCACACAACAGCAAGAGUGAAGAAAACUUCAGAAUCAAAUCGAGUGUUGUUCAUUGUUGGAGAUCUGUCUGACUCAGAAAGUGAUUCCUUUGAGCAGACCAGUGAGUGGGAUCUGAGUGGGGCAGAGGAUCAGCAAAAGGCAUUCUGUCAUGAGACAGAACUUAUUCCUUGGUAUGUGCUGUCCAUCAGAGCUGACAUCCAUCAGUUUCUCCUACAAGGGGCCACUGUCAUACAUUAUGACCAGGAGGCUCACCUUUCAGCACGAUGUUUUCUCAAACUGCAACCUGACAACUGUACUCUAACCUGGUCAAAACCACCUACAGCCAGCCCUGCCAACGCCAAGGUAAAAAGCAUGGUUUUGGGUAAUAGUGUGGACCUUUGUAAUAGCAAAUUUCAGCUGUAUGGGCACAUAGCACUAAAUGGACUUGUGGAAGGUUUCUUGGACAUGUCUGCAGUGAAAGCUGUCUAUAUGGGACAUACAGGAAUUGAUCUGAAUACUGUAUGCAUACAAAACAAACUGUGCCAUAUGACGCUGGAGGACAAUUGUGUGACACUGCUGUAUGGGGUCCAUACAACUGAUAACCGAUUGCUGCACUUUGUGGCCCCCAAGUACACUGCUAAGAUGGUGCAUGAUGGAUUACAGGAUUUAAUGUCGGCUGUGAGAAAAAUGAAGAAGUUUCCUGACCAGAGACUGCAGUGGUUGAGGAAGCAGUACGUCAGCUUAUAUCAGGAGGAAGGCAAGUUUGAAGGACCAACACUGGCUCAGGUUAUUGAGCUCUUUGGAGGCAGGCGAUGGAUCAGCAGAAACACAACCACAGCAACUUUAAACCGAAACACUGAAAAAUCCAGCCUGCAGCGUAACAACACACUGGGAAUGAGCACAGCCAAAAAGAUAAAGAAAUCAUUAAUCAGGGGAGAGAGUGGGGACAUCACUGAUGAGGAAACCUGUGCACGUAAGUCCCGAAGCUACAAAGAAUCUCGAAGCAGGAGUGGCUCUGAUCCCGCAGACUUUGAUGAACAAGAAGAAUCAGAUCUGAGCAUCUCAAUGGGUUCUCCUGGUUCCUAUACACUCCCUACAAGAGCUCGUUCUCUCACCACCCCAUGUUCCGCCUCAUUGGGCCCUCCAACAUCAACUCCAGUGAGGCCCGCCUCUUCUCCGGUCCUGUCAACUGUCAACAAGGCCAAAGCUGGCACAAGAGGGAGUAAUAGCUGGCAUGGUCGUGUGAAAGGAGGGCUGAAAGGAUUCCAAGACUUCAUGGUCUCUGAUAGCAACAUGAGCUUCAUUGAAUUUGUUGAACUUUUCAAAUCAUUCAGUGUACGAAGUCGGAAGGACUUGAAGGAUCUCUUUGACAUUUACUCUGUAUCGUGUAACCGUUCUGGCUCGGAAUCCACCCCAUUGUACACAAACCUAACCAUAGAUGACAAGAUCAGUGGGCUGCAGCCUGACCUAGACCUUUUGACAAGAAACGUAUCUGACCUUGGUCUGUUUAUAAAGAGUCGACAGCAAAUAUCAGACAAUCAGAGACAGAUUUCGGAUUACAUUGCUGCUACUAGCAUAGUCACCAAUCGAGUGGAAAUUGCUUCCCUGGGAGAGAGCGGAAUGGGAAUUCAACAACUGAAUGACUUCCUGGUAAACUGUCAAGGAGAGAACCACACGUACGAUGAGAUCCUCAGCAUUAUCCAGAAAUUUGAGCCAUCAGUCAACAUGCGCCAACAGGGAUUGAUGUCAUUUGAGGGCUUUGCAAGGUUUCUAAUGGACAAGGAGAAUGUUGCUUCAAAGAAUGAUGAAUCCCAAAUUAAUGUUGAGGAUUUACAGUAUCCGCUUUCGUAUUAUUACAUUGAAUCCUCUCAUAACACUUAUCUCACUGGGCAUCAACUUAAAGGAGAAUCCUCAGUGGAACUUUACAGCCAGGUGCUGUUGCAGGGAUGCCGGAGUGUAGAGCUGGACUGCUGGGAUGGAGAUGAUGGCAUGCCAAUCAUAUAUCAUGGGCACACUCUCACCACAAAGAUCCCAUUUAAGGAUGUUGUCGAAUCGAUCAAUCGCAGUGCCUUUGUAAACUCUGAGAUGCCAGUUAUUUUAUCAAUAGAGAAUCACUGCUCACUGCCUCAGCAGCGGAAAAUGGCAGAAAUAGUUAAGAAUAUAUUUGGAGACAAGCUGGUGACAAAAUUUUUGUUUGAGAGUGACUUUGCGGAUAAUCCAAUGCUCCCAUCAGUGUGGCAACUCAAAGGAAAAAUCCUCCUCAAAAACAAGAAACUGAAAGCCCAUCAGACUCCAGUGGAUAUUCUUAAACAAAAGGCACACCAGCUAGCAAACCUGCAGGCGCAGGCCAGUAAUGGUGGCCCAACUGGCUCGGCUGCCCCCAACAAUGAUGAGGAAGAUGAUGAAGAUGAUGACUAUGACUAUGAUUAUGAAUCUCUCUCCGACGACAAUAUCCUUGAUGACAGGCCCGAAAACAAACCAUCGAGUGAUAAAUACCACUUUGAGUACACAGAAGAAACUCCACGGAGAAUUAAGAAAAUAUCGACUGACGCAGUGUUACACAGCAAAGAAAAGACAAAGCAGAAAAGAUUUAUUGUUUACGAUAUGGAAUUGGGUGAAGAGUUCUACCUGCCCCAAAACAAAAAGGAGAGCAGACAGAUAGCACCCGAACUCUCAGACCUCGUCAUCUAUUGUCAGGCUGUUAAAUUCACAGGCCUUUCGACUUUAAAUGCAACAGGAUCAAGUAGAGGCAAAGUGAAACCCAACAGGAAAUCUAACAGAAUGAGCCCUGGGGAGUCAAUGACAUCAAUUAAGGCAUCUGGAAGAGCAACUUCUUUUGAAGGCAUAAGAAAGAACUGUGAAGAACCAUCUUCUCCUCCGUUUAACCCAACCACCUCCCUUAGCGCUAUAAUCAGGACACCCAAGUGUUAUCACAUCUCGUCAGUGAAUGAGAACACUGCCAAGCGGCUAUGCAGGCGUUAUUCCCAGGAAUUGAUCCAACACACAGUUUGCCAGCUGCUUCGGACAUAUCCUGCUGCUACCCGGAUCGACUCCUCUAACCCAUCACCUCUCAUGUUCUGGCUCCACGGGAUACAGUUGGUUGCUCUCAAUUACCAAACAGAUGAUCUUCCAAUGCAUCUGAAUGCAGCCAUGUUUGAAGCCAAUGGUGGAUGUGGCUACGUCUUAAAGUCGCCAGUCUUAUGGGACAAAAACUGUCGAAUGCACAAUCAGUUCUCUCCCCUGGAAAGAAUAGAGAAUAUGAGUCCAUCGCUACAUUGUCUAACAAUCAUUUCUGGACAGUAUGUUUGUCCCAGCAAUACAUCAGGGAGUCCGUGCGUUGAGAUUGACGUGCUUGGUAUGCCACAGGAUAGCUGCCACUUUCGCACCAAGCCCAUUCAUCGCAACACCCUGAACCCUAUGUGGAAUGAGCAGUUCUUCUUCCACGUUUACUUUGAAGACCUUGUUUUCUUACGGUUUGUGGUGGUGGAGAAUAAUAGCUCCACUGUAACAGCUCAAAGAGUCAUCCAAUUAAAAGCGCUUAAAGGAGGGUACAGACAUCUACAACUUAAAAACUCUCAUAAUGAAUCUCUGGAGAUAUCCAGUCUCUUCAUUUACAGUCGAAGAAUGGAGGAAAACAACACUGGGAACCUAAUACCUUCAUCAGUGUUGUUUAAUAACGAGGACCACAGAUCUGGAGUCAGUUACCAGGUUACAAUUCAUGGAGUGCCAGGUCCUGAACCAUUCACAGUUUUUGCCAUCAAUGAGAAGACCACAGCUGGACAGUUAGUGGACAAAAUUGUAGUCAUUUUGGGUGGCUCAGAGGCAGAUACCGCUGACUACUUCCUUCUGGAAGAGAAAACUCCCCUUUCUAAAGACAAAAAUGAAUGUAAGAAGCCCCCAUUCCAGAGAGUCAUAAGUCCAGAGGAGGAGAUCCUGAAAAUUCCACUGUGUUGGUUCCCAGAGGAAGGAUUUGUAGGAAAAAUUGUCUUCAAAACCAAAGAGGAGGAGCUGAAUCAAAGGAACACCAUGAAUGAAGAACGUGAUGAUCUGAGUUACAACAGCACUCCAACAGAAGGCGAUAGUUUCUUGGUUCAGGUGCAUGAUGUCUCCCCAGAACAGCCUCGUACAGUCAUCAGGGCUUCAAAGUUCAGCACAGCCCAAGACAUUAUUCUGCAGGCAUUAAGUAAAGCCAAGUAUUCCUACAGCAUCCUGAGCAACCCAAAUCCCAGUGACUAUGUCCUCGUGGAGGAGGUCAUCAAAGAGCCAUUAAACAAGAAAUCGUCAAUGGCGAAGCCUGCUCUUCGGAUCCUUUCUGAGCAUGAGAGUGUGUUUGUAGCUCAGAGCAGAUGGAAAGGAGCAGGAAAAUUCAUCCUCAAGCUGAAAGAGCAAGUGCAGGCUGCACAGGAGAAGAAGAAAGGCCUUUCUUUUGCUAAUGAACUGAAGAGAUUCACAAAAUCAAGUAAACAGAGCCGGAGCUUUUCAAUUCCACUUCAGGCAACCUCCCCAGAAAGCACCCAGAGUAAGGAUGAAAAAGCUGCAUGUAGUGUGCCAUUUGCUGAGAUCACUGAGUAAAACCUGUUACGUGAUUGCAGUAUGUGACUGCCCAGGUUGUCGUAAAAUGGACCUCAAUAAUUCUUCUGUGGUACUGUGCCAAAAUGAAGCACAGGAACUUUUAACCAAUGCUGGAGAAAACCAGAAACCUUGUAACGUCAGUCCUCCCUCUGCCUCCUGGUAUUUUGCUCUAAUGAAAAACUGGAAAUUGCACAAAUAACUUUUCUAAAUAACAAAAUCCAAUCAUUGAAAUGAAACAGAUCAUCUGGUGAUACACAGGAAAAUGGGUCAGCAACAAGUUCCAAACAAGCUGGGCUCGUUUUGAUGUACUUUAUUUUAACAAGGAAGAGGGCAUGUGAACAAACGGCCACCAAUACUGUUGGGCUUUUUCACAGACAAGAGCGAAAUGCAGUCUUCAGUUAGACUGGGUAUGGAAAUAUGCAGGUACAACCCGAAGAACCUUUCAAGUUGUGAGUUGUAAAACAUUGUGCACUUUCCCAAUUACUUAUUUGAAGGAUUUGUAGGUUUUAAAGGUACCUAUAUGCUUUCUGAACUGGGAUCAUGCUAGAAGCCAGCUUUGGUAGUAACAUUAAGCUGAAUUGUCCCACAACGUUCCUUCAUUUUGUUGAUGUUUACAAGAUAGUAAAAUGAGAUAUUCUUGAUAGAAUGUGCUGGAUCCAUGCAUAAAAUCUGAUGAAAAGCAGUGUUCAUAUAGAAGCUAAUGAUGUAAUUUUACUGCAGUAGGAAAUCAUGUAAAUUUCUAGGUAUGUAAAACACUGUGCCAUGUUUGUAUUAAAAUAAUUGUUAGAUUGAAUUAUUUAUUUAAGCAGAGAUUUAACACUUUGCAGUUAUAUAUUCUCAUGUUUAAGUUCCAAGUGGUAAGCUUAUUUUGAUACUAUAGAACACAACUUUUAAUUAUUUUUUAUUUACAAUUGCCCACUUUCAUGCACAUAUCUGAUAAUUGUGUGUGUAUAUAUAUAUAUAUAUAUGUGUGUGUGUAUUUGAAUUUUUGUGAAAAAUGAAAUCAAACAGGAAAAGAAUUUCCUUGUUUUUUCCUUAACUGUUGACUAUGUACUUUAAUGCAUUAUGUGCUGUUAGGACAAAAUUCUUUUAAAAAAAAUACCAUCAAUGUGCAAAAAAAUUGCGAGUGUUUGGCAGCUUGUGUGUACUUAAUUUACCUUAAUGGAGUGACUAAGCAGCUGUCGUGUUUAAACGCUUCACUAAAUGAGUUAUGACUUUGAAACACAGAAGACAUUUAGCAACUGUUCAAAUAGAGCUACAGCUGUGACACAUCAAAAAAUUGACCACAAGACCCACUAUGAUAUAAAAGUACAAAGCACCUAACCUACCCAAAUAACAGUAACAGCAGCAACAGAGGCUGAUAGAAAACACUUCCUCUCCUUAAAGCUUCCGAAAGCUGCUAUUUUAUUUUUCUAUGUGCCUGACUGGGCGAUAACUAAUCAUCAAUUCUGCAGCUUGGACAACAAAAGAAUAUGACAGUAACUUAUUAAACUGGUAACAAAUACUAAAUAGUAUGCAUUAAGUAAAUUGUUUUGAGAUUUGUAAGAAUAAAGUCAAGAAACAGCCACUAGCUGUUUCAAAAUUUUGUUUGAACUUGCCUCUUAAAGGGCUUUAAUUUUUUCAGCAUUUUCAUUCAUAUAUUAUAAACUACAAGAAAAGCCUAAAUAUAUAGUUUGCUCCCUACAUUUUCUUGUUUAAAAGAGCCAUCAAGAAAGCUCAAGGGAAGAGCUGAUAUUUCUGCUUUGCUGAAUUUCAAUAUUAAUUAAUAUUUCUGCUCUAGAUAAUCUCAGAAACUCUGCUAGAAGACCCAGUUAAAAACUAACUGACUGGGCCAUUUUCAUCUACACUAAUUAUUUAGACAAGACUUUUAGUUGAAACUUUGUUGUUGGCACAUCAGCAUAGUUGGCAGAUAUGUCAUAUAACCAGUUCUUUGUACUUUCAAUAUAACUUGCUUAUCUACCGUCCUGUCUUAUCUCUUCCUCGGAGAUGGGUAUACUUUUUUUUAAAAAAUGUUUAAAUGAAAUUAAAAUGUUAUGGAAAGUGAAAUCUCCAGGUGGCAUUUGACAUAAAAAACACUAUUUGCUGCAACUAAUUCAGUUGGUUUGAUUUUGCAUAUCCUCAGACAGAUUGCAGUAAUUAUUUAUUUACUUCUCUUUGAAUUUUUUUGUGUUAACAUCACACUAUGAUAUUGGUAACAAUUAUCACAAUCAUAAAAUUCCUGUUAAUAGAUUGUCUUUUGUUAGAAAAUGAAGAGUGUUGUUGAAUGAAUAUUCCACAUUGAGAUUGAACAUUUCAUUGUUUCAUUUGUGUCCAACACAUGAUCUGUUUAUAGGAUUAAUGUUUUUUUUCCCCUAACUGACCGCUGCUCGAUCUGAACAGAAGCUUUGUGCUUCUUACAUUUUGGUUAUGUUUCUUUUCUAGACGUUUUGCUGUUCAUAAAUUAACUUUGUUUCUUAAGUCUGUUGUUUUAACCAUACCUUUUUAUAAGAUUAGUGAACGUCAAUUAAAAAUAAGUUUAAAUGGUACACUCUAGCCAUUUGUACAUAUACAUCUAAUGGAGCCUUGUGCACGUGGCACAAAUAUUAGUGCCAUGGAUUGAUGUCAAAGUACAUUCACUUAAUAAAGGCUGAUAAGUACAUGGUCUUAAGUUUUGUAAAUACUACAGUUGAACUGUAUAAUGCAUUUUCCUUGCAGUGAAUGUUUUAUUUAUCAGAUUGAACUAUUGGGUAAAUUACAAUUGUCAGCAAUUGUGUGAGAGAAACCCACAAUUCAUCUAUUAACUUUACUGUAUUUAGUUCUAUUGAUAUGCAAAGGACAUGUCUUGAUUACUGAAGGUGUUGGUAUUCUAAGAAUUUUAACAGUGCAAUGUUAUGUUUUUAAGGGUUGAAACAUUGUGCCAAAUGUCAUUUUUAUACAAAUCAUGUUUUCAGAUUGUAUAUGAAUUGUGUUGUGAAUUAAUGUUGGAUGUAUUUAUAUCUAUAACUUACUUUAAAAAUGUGUAUUAAUGUUGAAUUGACCAGAAUAAAUAUGAAAUUGGAUCAUG
Messenger RNA from Carcharodon carcharias (great white shark), 10621 nucleotides. RefSeq names its product phospholipase C, epsilon 1 (gene plce1). The record is from RefSeq and is a predicted model, not a curated record. Gene Ontology annotation, biological process: phosphatidylinositol-mediated signaling; small GTPase-mediated signal transduction; lipid metabolic process. Gene Ontology annotation, molecular function: guanyl-nucleotide exchange factor activity; phosphatidylinositol-4,5-bisphosphate phospholipase C activity. Bases 538 to 7578 code for a protein of 2346 amino acids. Lineage: Eukaryota; Metazoa; Chordata; Chondrichthyes; Lamniformes; Lamnidae. The transcript has 34 exons.